AUGGCCAUUGAAGCCAUGCAUCUCUACCUCCUUCUGGCCAGAGUCUUCAACAUUUACAUCAAGUACUACAUGGUCAAGCUGUCUCUGAUCGGAUGGGGAGUCCCUGCUGCUGUGGUUGGAAGUUUGCUGUCGCUUCAAAGCCAUUAUUCUUUUUAUGGCAACAAAGAAAUCAAGUUAUCCAGUUCUAAUCUAACAAAUGCAUUCUGCUGGAUCACAGAGCCUCUCAUCCUGUACGGCGUGAACCUUUCCUACGUCUCUGUCGUAUUCCUAUUCAACACAGUAGUCCUGAUCACAGUGUCCAGACAGAUCUUCAAGCUGAAGCAAGUGGACAGUAAGAAUAAGUUCAAAUCCCUGAAGGAUGCCAUCACAGUGCUGGGGCUCAUGUGUCUGCUGGGUUCAUCAUGGGGCUUGGUCUUUCUUGGCUCUGGAUAUACCAACUACCCUGUACUCUACCUAUUCUGCAUUUCAAAUACAUUGCAAGGGUUUUUUAUCUUUCAGUGGACGUGCAUGACAGCAAGGCCAGAGAAAAAGAAAUCCACUCAUGUCAAGUCUUUAUCCACUGACAACAGCACCACGGAAAAAAACAAAGCAAUAGAAAAUACCUAAUAUGUAAAAUCCUGCAUCCAAACCGCAUAUAUGGGGGUGAUCAAAAUAUUCUACUGUCACUUUUUAGGACAUGCCAAGCACACUAGAUAUUGAUAGCGGACAAGGCGUAAGUGUUCAAAGCCACAGGGGACAAUUCAGGCAUAUCUUACACUCAUAAUCAUUCUUUUUUCUUGUAAUGGACAUUAUAAAUGGAUUAACAUAUGGAAGAGGGAAUAUGUCAGCUUUCUUUUCAUUCAUCAACUUUGUUUUAAAUCAGUAUAUCCACCUUUCUUCUGUAUAGAUAUUGUAUUUUGUUUGCUUUUGUGGGUUUGGGGUGACAAACCUUUUAAAAAAGAUGUAUAGAUGUAUAUAGAUUUUCAAAAAUGUAUAGAUUUAGUUUCACUAUUUAGUGUAUGGAUACGGGUUGUUGCAGAAGGAUUUAAUUUUGUACUAAUCUCGUAGCUCCUAAAUGUAAUUGAUCUUUUUUUACAAUGUACAUUUAUUAAGCUCAAUAUUUAAUUUAGUUAGCUGAAUGACAAUGAUUUGAAAAACAUUUCAUGAGAUCCACAAGUCAUUCAGUGGGAUUACUGAGUCUAUGCAAAAAUACUGACAACAUAGUGAUUCUGUCAGACGUGUACGUGGCAGAAAUAUAUUAUCUUGUUUCAUUUUAACUCCUUACAUUUCUCAUAUCUGUCAAGUUUAAACUGAUGUGGUUACAAAACUAUAACUAAAAUAAAAAGC
Messenger RNA from Danio rerio (zebrafish), 1326 nucleotides. The record is from RefSeq and is a predicted model, not a curated record. NCBI's taxonomy places the organism in Eukaryota, Metazoa, Chordata, Actinopteri, Cypriniformes, Danionidae.